Chenopodium quinoa (quinoa) is the source of this 1169-nucleotide messenger RNA. RefSeq names its product PITH domain-containing protein 1-like. The record is from RefSeq and is a predicted model, not a curated record. NCBI's taxonomy places the organism in Eukaryota, Viridiplantae, Streptophyta, Magnoliopsida, Caryophyllales, Amaranthaceae. The transcript has 9 exons. The coding region runs from base 117 to 728 and encodes 203 amino acids.
UUUCUCAAAAUUCCCACUAUCUGGCAGCAUAUAAUUAGCUCCGAGCCUCCAACCUUCCUGUUCUUCUUCAGUAUCCAUUUCCAAUUGCAUUUUUAGGAGAGAGAAAACUGAAAAAAAUGGCAUGUGUUCAUGAUCAUAGCUGCGAAGAUCACGAUUGUUCAACUGAUUGGUCUCUUUACAAACAUAUCGACCUCCCUAAGGUCUCUGCUCUGAAUGAGGCGAUUCCAGGAAGGGCACAAAAGGUUUUCAGAUCAUGGGAGGAGCGUCUAAACUCUGCAGGGGCAUUCUUGGAAAGCAAUGAUGGUGAUCCUGAGUUGAUUGUUUUCAUCCCAUUCACUUCUGAUGUCAAGAUCAAGGGCAUAUCAAUUGUUGGUGGUGCUGAUGGAACAAGUCCUUCAAAGAUGAGAGCGUUCAUCAAUCGAGAGGGCAUCGAUUUCUCUGAUGCUCAAAGUAUGCAAGCUGUUCAGGAAUGGGACUUGGUUGAGAACCUGCAAGGAGUUUUGGAAUACCAAACUAGGUAUUCUAAAUUUCAGAGUGUGGGCAAUUUGACUUUGCACUUUCCUGACAACUUUGGAGCAGACACAAGUCAGAUACACUACAUUGGCUUGAAGGGUGAAGCAACUCAGCUGAAGAGAGAUGUCGCUGUAAAUAUCGUUUAUGAAAUUAUGCCAAAUCCAUCCGAUCACAAGACACGCGCUGAGACAGGAGGUGGCUUUUCGGAAGUGUAGUGAAGCUUCGGAUAUGUUUGGAUUCUCUACCGCAACAUCUUAACCCAACAGCCUGAACUGAGUGAUGGUCAUGAUUUUUACUGUUGAUGAUCAUCAAUGGAGUUGCAUAAAUAUUGUACAUUCAUGGUGGUGUCUUAGGAGGAUUCUGGAUAAUUUUGAUGGGGUUAAUGCCUCCCAUAGUAUCUCUUAUGUUCUUAUAAGUAUCUUAAAGUCCUAAACAAAAUUAUACCUGUUAUCCCACUGGAGGGAAAAAGAGAGAGUUCUUAUGAGAGUUAUCUUUGCUUUGAUAGUUCUGAUUUAUUCUCCUCAGCUUCUGAAAGCAUAUUUUUGAUUCCAUACUUGAUUGUGUCGUAUGUAAGUUGAAUGUAACAGAAAAUCUUGACCAAAAACCUUUACAUGACGAAUGUACAUGUUAACGAUCCACGUUUUUUUCGCAUGGAA